AUGAACUUCCGAAUUCAAUUCAUGACUGCUAUUGCGCUUUGCUUUGCAACCUUUACUUUUGGAUCUCCAAUGGGUGAAUCAACCUGUAAUGUUAGCUUAGCACCUGCAGGUAUUGAUACGAAGAUACCCCCAGGUUGGCCAGCUGGAUCUUCACACGGUUAUAUUUGUGGUUCGAGUCAGAACAACAAUCCGGCCGUUGCGUAUCAUCAAUGUCGAACUUGUAGAGCUACUGCCGUGGGUGAGCAAUGUAAAUUGUUCCAUGCCGCAAAGUCUCCUACACUUCCUUCAGUACCUUGUAAUCUUGGUUACGGUCCAAUGGAUUCAGUUUAUGGCGGACGACGAAGUUAUUAUUGUCAUGAGGGUGCUCACGCAUACAUGUGUUCUGGAAUCGGUAAUGCAAGUGUUUGUGAUGAAUGUGCACCAUAUCAAUUUGACAUAUCGGACCUUUAA
Melampsora larici-populina 98AG31 is the source of this 450-nucleotide messenger RNA. RefSeq lists its product as uncharacterized. The record is from RefSeq and is a predicted model, not a curated record. The transcript has 5 exons. Bases 1 to 450 code for a protein of 149 amino acids. NCBI's taxonomy places the organism in Eukaryota, Fungi, Basidiomycota, Pucciniomycetes, Pucciniales, Melampsoraceae.